Messenger RNA from Centropristis striata (black sea bass), 2597 nucleotides. RefSeq names its product high-affinity choline transporter 1-like. Lineage: Eukaryota; Metazoa; Chordata; Actinopteri; Perciformes; Serranidae. Gene Ontology annotation, biological process: transmembrane transport; acetylcholine biosynthetic process; choline transport. The record is from RefSeq and is a predicted model, not a curated record. Gene Ontology annotation, cellular component: plasma membrane. Gene Ontology annotation, molecular function: choline:sodium symporter activity. The transcript has 8 exons. The coding region runs from base 1 to 1623 and encodes 540 amino acids.
AUGGCUCUCAAUAUACCAGGUCUGAUAAUGAUGGUAGUGUUUUUCAUGCUUGUGUUGGGAAUCGGCAUCUGGGCGUCUGUAAAAUCUAAGAAGAUGGAGAAAAACACACAAGGUGGACAGGUGGAGGUUUCAUUUUUGGCAAACCGGAGCAUCAACUUGAAAGUGGGAGUCUUCACAAUGACGGCCACAUGGGUCGGAGGUGCCUUCAUCAUUGGAGUUGCAGAGACGGUUUAUGACCCCACAAAAGGACUAAUCUGGGCUCUUUUUCCUCUGCAAAUGUCAGUUUCCUUCAUUAUCGGUGGACUGUUCUUUGCGAAGCCAAUGCGGGAAAAAAAAUUCCUGACUAUGAUGGAUCCAUUCCAGAGAAAGUACGGAAAAACCCUGACUGCUCUUCUUGCCAUUGUUCCAUUUAUCAGUGAAAUGAUGUGGGUGCCAGUCACACUGACUUCUCUGGGGGUCACUGUUAGCAUCUUCUCCGAUCUGCCUUUAAGUCUUUGCAUCUGGAUCUCUGCUGCAGUAGCGAUCAUCUACACUGUUCUGGGAGGUCUCUAUUCAGUCGCUUACACUGAUGUCGUCCAGCUGUCACUGGUGUUUUGUAGCUUGUGGCUGUGUGCCCCCUUUGUUCUGGCAAGUGAUGUUUAUAGUGACAUCACUCAAACAGCAUCCAACCACACACAUCAGGCCUCCUGGCUCGGUCGCCUUGAGUCUGAUGAAGUGUGGAAAUGGGUGGAUAACUUCCUAGCCAUGAGUGUUGGAAAUCUGGCAUUCCAAGAUUUCCACCAGAGGACCCUCUCCUCCAGCUCCACAUCCACAGCCAGAAUGAUCUGUUUCAUCGCAGCAGGACUCGUACUCAUUCUUGGAAUUCCACCCGUGCUGAUUGGUGCCAUUGCAGCCUCAACAGAUUGGAAUCUGACCUCAUACGGGGCGCCUUCCCCCUAUGAGCGAGGAGAGGCAGCCAUGGUUUUGCCCAUCAUCCUUCUUCAUCUCACCCCAACUGCCAUUUUCGUUGUUGGCAUGGGAGCGAUCGCUGGUGCUGCAAUGUCUUCUACAGACUCGUGCCUGUUGGCAGCAACCUCCAUCUUCACCACCAACAUCUACAAGAUCAUGAGGCAUCAGGCAUCAGAUAGGGAGCUGCAGUGGGUGAUCCGGCUCUCCAUAGUGGCUGUAGGGAUUGUAGGAACAUCACUCACCUACCUGGACAGCAGCAUCAUGGCGUUCUGGAUCCUGAGCUCAGACUUGACCUACACCGUAAUGCUCCCCCAGCUGAUCUGCGUCCUCUUCGUCAGGGUUUCCAAUGGAUACGGGGCUGUUACGGGCUACAUUGUUGCUUUUGUGAUGAGAGUUUUGUGUGGAGAGCCUGUGUUCAAUCUUCCCGUCAUUCUGCAGUUCCCAGGCUGCACUUUAGAAGAUGGGGUUUACGUUCAGAGCUGGCCUUUCAAGACCAUUUGCAUGCUGUCUGCUCUGGUCUCCAUUCCCAUGGUCUCAUAUGUGGCCUCACUCCUGUUCAACAAGGGGAUCCUUGCUGAGAGGCUGGACGUGUUCAAGGUGAAAUCACAGGAAGCACCAGCAGAUGGUGAUAGUGAUAAGGCUGAAAAUGAACUAAUGCUUGAGACAAGUUGCUAAUUUUGCAUGAUAGUAAGAUGGAGGACCUCUCAUUAAAUAUAUUUUUUAUUAACCUGUUAUAUUUAAUGGUUUCUAUCUUUGUUGCCCGUGUGCUUAAGUUACAUUGUAAAGGCAUUUCCAGCAAUCAUUUCAGCUACAAACAAGCCUUAUCUCGUCUGUUGCACGCCACAUUUUAAAUUUUCCCAACUUUAAUGAAAACGAGACCGUGUCAAGUCUUGGCAUUAAAAUUGAUAACAACCUCAAAAUGGAUCAGCAGAUAAACUCUGUUGUCAAAUCCAUUUUUUUUUUCAGUUAAGGAUUUUAUCAAAGUUUAAGUAUUUCCUUUCUUUUAAUUAUUUUAAGAGGGUUAUCCAUGCAUUUGUAUCCACUAGAUUGGAUUACUGUAAUGCCCUCCUUGUUGGUGUCUCUCAGUCUUCCAUAUCACAACUCCAAUUAGUCCAAAAUGUGGAGAACACAUUUCCUCUGGAAUGAGGUCCCCCUACAGAUCAGACUGGCCCCUACACUGGCUGUUUUUUAAUCUCUUUUAAAACCCAUCUUUCAUUCUCCCUGGCCUUCAAAGUCUCUGACUGUUAGAGGUUUGCUUUUGUGGUCCAAAUUCUUGUCUUUAAAUCUGUUAACUGUCUGUAUUCUGUAUUUUGUAAUUCACUGCGUAUUGUGCAGCACUUUGGUCAAUGCUGUUGUUUUUAAAUGCGCUUUAUAAAUAAAUUUGUAUUGUAUUGUAUUGUAUAUGUUGGCACCAUGCGAGUUUGACUGCAACAUCACAAUUUAUGCUUAUUCAUGUCAUUUUGUCCUCAACCGCGGCCAAAAUAACCACGAUUGCUGCUUGCGACCUGUUUUAGAAGUCCUAGAUACACUGUAAAACCAAACACCAUCAUAUCUGGAUAAAUAAUCUCCUCCAGGGGUGCACACAGCUCUGUAAAGUUGUUUGUCUGCGAUUUAAGUCAAAUAAACAGAUCUAAACUAUGCAGAAAUAA